AUGGAGGAAUCGAAGUGUACGUGCAGUCUAAGUCGCGGAAGAUGUGACGAAGCAAGCUGUGUUCAGUAUGUCCAGAUAUCGCAUCUCUCAGAGAUACUAAUAACUGUGAACAUACGUACUGUAAGAUCGUAUGUAGAUUCAAUUGUGAAUGCGGAUGUUGUAAAAAGAAACGUAUACUCCGUCUCGUCGGUUCCAUCAUCAUCGCCAUCAUCGCCCUCAUCCUUCUCUUCGAUCUGCUCAUCUUUCACAUUUUGCCUUUCCCCCAAGUCCGCGAAUACAUCGUCCGAAAAUUACCGUUUUGCAUCGCAUUUUAUAAUUAAAUCCAUCACUUUGUAUUAUCGCAAUUCAUUAAAUGAUUCAAACAUCAAGGCCAUAAAUCUUGUCUAA
Molecule: messenger RNA, 387 nt
Organism: Babesia bigemina
Lineage: Eukaryota; Apicomplexa; Aconoidasida; Piroplasmida; Babesiidae
Exons: 2
Coding region: 1-387 (128 amino acids)
Source: RefSeq, a predicted model, not a curated record